UCUCUCUCUCUCUCUCUCUCUGUCUGUCUGUCUGUCUGUCGUCUCCUGCAGUAACUCUCUCCCGUUUCUCUGCCUCUUCUACCCUCUCUCUCUGUAGUCUCUUGCAGUAACUCUCAGUAACUACUCCCCCCCCUCUUGCUCUCUCCUGGCACAGUCUUUCCAAACUCAUUCCCUCUCUCUGUUUUCUCUUCUUUACACACACCCUCUCUCUCUUCUCUCUCUUCUCUCUUCUCUCUCUUCUCUCUCUUCUCUCUCUCUUCUCUCUCUCUCUGUGUGUCAAGCCAGGUCAGUUUUAGGUGAGGCCGUCCUAAUGAGCCCACAGAGGACCUCUACUGCAAUGUAGUGAUUUAGAAGUUGUACAGUACACACACAUUUCCGUAUUCUGCCUUCUCAUCGAUUUGAGCUGCCAUUGGAGCCCAGUCAGCUAUAACUCAGGCCCAACACUGACACAAUGAGUGCCAGCAAAUAAUAAAGCUGUGUAUCACUGUGCCAGAGUAUUGAUGCUGUGGAUCUCUGUGCCAGAGUAUUGAAGUUGUGUAUCACUGUGCCAGAGUAUUGAUGCUGUGUAUCACUGUGCCAGAGUAUUGAAGCUGUGUAUCACUGUGCCAGAGUAUUGAUGCUGUGUAUCACUGUGCCAGAGUAUUGAAGCUGUGUAUCUCCCUGCCAGAGUAUUGAAGCUGUGUAUCACUGUGCCAGAGUAUUGAAGCUGUGUAUCACUGUGCCAGAGUAUUGAUGCUGUGUAUCACUGUGCCAGAGUACUGAAGCUGUGUAUCACUGUGCCAGAGGGCCAUUCUCUCCCCCCCAGCUGCCAAGAUGAUGAAGGAGUGCCUCCAGUUCUUCAUCGAGCCGGCCCAAAAAAUCAAGAUCCGCCUCAAGGAGUCUCGUAAGAAAGGGACGGAUGAGAAGAAAAAACCUUUAGUGGAGAGUCAGCUGUUCAUAAUGGAACUGGCCAGGGAACUCAACAGACUGUGCCAGAGGUCAAAGGUCUUAGCCCACAUCUGGACAGGUGAAGACAACUGGCCUCCCAGUAUGUGUAGACACUUCAUAGUGGAGUGGGCUGCCGUGCUAGAUAAGAGAGGCCAGCCGAGGAGCACGCAGACAGAGAAGAGGGACUGGAAGACAGGGGGAGAGUACGACAUCGGAACCCACAAACGGGUCAUCAUGGACUGGACACACAAGCUCAGAAACAGACCAGAGCCCAGUAUCUGGCCCGGUGAGCCCGUGUUGAUGAUGUUGGAUGAUCUGGAGAUCCAGUGGAGGAGGGGGCGUCUGCCGAACCUUCUCCCAGCCAUGGAGCUGGUCAUGUGGGUGCUGCUGAGUGCAGACAGCCCUGAUAAGGAGGACGUAACCAAACAGUGGCUGAUCAGAAAACAGAGGAGUCAGAAGAGCGAUGCAGCCCGCUACAUUCCCCACAAUGUAUGGAACUGGAUCUGUGAUGCUGCAGAGGAAGUGACCCUUGACCCCAAGACAGCCAACCCUGACCUCUUCCUCUCUGAUGACGACAAGCGCAUGCGCUGUGGCCUGGAGCGGCGAGACAUCCCUAACUGUAGUCGCCGCUUCGACGGCUGGUGGUUUUGCGCUCUGGGAAACGAGGGCUACAUCUCCGGGCGCCAUUACUGGGAAGUCGAAGUGGGCGACCGGGACUGGCGGCUGGGCGUGGCUAAAGGCUCCGCCCAGAGGAAGGGUUACAGUCCCCUCAACACACAGACGGGCUACCUCACCCUGAGGCUGGAGAGGGGCUCAGACCUCAAGGCGCUGACGGUGCCCUCCACGCCACUGGCCCAGAUGCUGGUCCCCAGGAAGGUAGGGGUCUACCUGGACUAUGAGCAGGGCCAGCUCUCCUUCUACGAUGUGGAGAAGAGGUCCCACAUCUACACGUACAACGAGACCUUCACAGAGAGACUGUUCCCCGUGUUUGGGACUGUAGAUGUGGUGAGGGAUCUGGUGAUCAGGCCGGCACAGACCAGGGAACCAUGCCUCUGCCCUGGACCCUGUCUCUGGUGAUAACGUAUUACAGCGUUCUUCAAACCUGGUCCUGGAGAGCUAGCCUGGAAUCCACACGGAAUAUUCUAAAUGUAGCGAAAUUCAGUGUAAAUUCCAGGCUAGUGGAGUGCAGGCUUUUGUUCUGGUCCAGCACUAUCACACCUGAUUCGAUGGUGUGAUGAUUAGUUCAUUAGUUCAUUCAGGUGUCUUAAAACAAGGCUGGAACAAAUGCAUGCACUCCUUAGGACCUGGGCUGAAGAACAAUUAUUACCUCCUCCCUGUUACACUUUUUAUUACAUUGCCUUCAUGCCACUGUACUUCAAGGUACAAAGGAACUGUAAAAGAACGUGCUGCUCAAAUUACCCAAAGAUCUGACGGAGUUGAUAUUUAGUUCAGCAAGAGCUUGCACACAGAAGACAGACACAGAGAGAGACAGAGACACACAGACAGACAGCCAGACAGCUAUGGUUUACAGUCUAAAGGGACGGUAGAGAGAGUAGCAUGCAGUACUUCAUUCUUCCUCUCUGAUUCUCUUCCUCUCUGAUUCUCUAAUUCUCUUCCUCUCUUAUUCUUUGAUUUUCUGAUCCUCUGAUUCUCUUCCUCUCUGAUUCCACUGUCCAGCUUGCCAGAGUCUCAUAACGUGUUUCAGCAUGUUUUUGGAAGGUACGGUUGAUAUUGACAGUGUGUGUAAUGGUGUGAUAACAAUGCUUUUUUUCAGUCAUCAAUAAAUUAAGACAAAUCUCAAGAAGAUGUUUGUCGGUUUCUCGUCUACGAAGGUGUGGCAUUAGGGUUUCAAAGGCGGGGUAUAUUACUGGUAACUUUCAAAGUCUACCAGUAAACUACCAGCAUUUUUUGUAACUUUCAGGAAUUCAAUGGAAUUUAUCACAUGACAUCUAGUGGCUUUUAUGGGUACUUCAGAUUAUCACAGGUGUCUAAUUAUUUCUGGCCUCUGUGGGGCCUUAUCACAUUGUAAAAUAAUAAAAUAAGAUGAUUGAAAAAAAAAGUAAAAUAUGAAAACAUUAAACUAAAUUACAACCCAUCAAC
Salvelinus fontinalis (brook trout) is the source of this 3027-nucleotide messenger RNA. Its product is annotated as butyrophilin subfamily 1 member A1-like. NCBI's taxonomy places the organism in Eukaryota, Metazoa, Chordata, Actinopteri, Salmoniformes, Salmonidae. The transcript is spliced from 8 exons. Gene Ontology annotation, molecular function: protein binding. The record is from RefSeq and is a predicted model, not a curated record. Bases 814 to 2004 code for a protein of 396 amino acids.